This is a messenger RNA of Funneliformis geosporum, 492 nucleotides long. NCBI's taxonomy places the organism in Eukaryota, Fungi, Glomeromycota, Glomeromycetes, Glomerales, Glomeraceae. The record is from the annotation of a GenBank genome assembly.
AUGAACCCAUUCGACAAGAUUAAAAUGGAUUAUAAUCAAUUUUUACAAUCUGCUUCGUACCUUGAGGGCAUUUCUCAAAUAAUUGAUGAAUCGUACAGACCAAAUUUUCCUCCUGAUAUUAUAAUUGAAGAGUUUGUGACAAGAUUCGAUAGAAAAAAAAGGAUUAGCGAGAAUCGAGGAAAUGCAUUUAUUGUAUAUCGAAAGUAUUUUUGUCGAUAUCUAGAAAGAUCCGGAAUAAAAUUGGAUCAAAAAUUAAUUUCACCUUUGGCAGGUUAUUUAUGGAGAACAGAAUCAAAAGAAAGGAAAGAAUGUUAUAAGGCUUAUUCCGAACAAAUUAACAAUAUUUACAGAAAACAAUUGUUAGGUGAUGAUAAAAUCAAUAAGCGUCAGCAUCCUGAUGAUGACGAUAACCAACCACAAAACCAUAAGCGUCGUAUUUCAACCAUCGAAGGUCAAAAUCCUAUAGACGAUGUAUUGUCUUCAUCAAAAUAA